This is a messenger RNA of Giardia duodenalis, 654 nucleotides long. RefSeq names its product Hydroxyacylglutathione hydrolase. The record is from RefSeq and is a predicted model, not a curated record. The transcript has a single exon. The coding region runs from base 1 to 654 and encodes 217 amino acids. NCBI's taxonomy places the organism in Eukaryota, Fornicata, Diplomonadida, Hexamitidae.
AUGACAGAAUUAAGGAUAGUUUCGGAGCCCGUGGGGCCUUUACAAUCGAACUGUAUAGUUCUCUAUAACGAGAGAACGCGGUCAGCAAUACUGAUAGACCCUGGGUGGGAGGCGCCGGUCAUAGACAAAACAAUUCAACACCUCAAGCUCACCGUUAAGGCAAUUCUUCUAACACACGUUCACUUUGAUAAUGCUCUCUACGCAGGAGAGUUCAAGAAGAAGUACAUACAGCGUUAUCCACCCCUAAAGAUCAUGUGUCAUCAAGCUGACCUUUUUCUAUGGGAUAAUCUGUUGUCUACAGCAAAGGAGUGCGGGGCAGAGGUUCCUAAGCAUUUUCCAUGCCGUCCCGAUGAAACUUUCGGUAGCGAUGAUAGCUGGGACAUCGACGGCAUAACAUUGGAGGUUAUCCAUACGCCAGGCCACACACCAGGCUCUGUUUGCCUACUAAGUGAUGCAGACAAGGUCGUUUGUACGGGCGACACUCUUUUUGCAAAUGGGUAUGGUCGUUUGGAUUUCCCAGAGGCACACAGAAUUAGUCAUAAGGAUUCUAUCCGAAGACUCAAAAGCCGCUGUCCAGGCUACUUGAUCUACCCAGGUCACGGGCCUCUUGCAAGCAUCAGUGAGUCAAUCCCUGACCAGCAACUGCACUAUUAG